Molecule: messenger RNA, 784 nt
Organism: Cynara cardunculus var. scolymus (artichoke)
Lineage: Eukaryota; Viridiplantae; Streptophyta; Magnoliopsida; Asterales; Asteraceae
Product: chromatin-remodeling complex subunit ies6
Exons: 4
Coding region: 163-537 (124 amino acids)
Biological process (GO): chromatin remodeling
Cellular component (GO): Ino80 complex
Source: RefSeq, a predicted model, not a curated record
CCCCGCAAGUGCUUUUAUACGGUGCAACACCCCAUCAUCUUCUUCGCCCGAGAGUGAAGUCACAGGCUCACGUGUCACAGCGUUGCAUCAUCUUCUCUUCCUCCCUUCUCUCAUAUCUCUGAUCAUUUCCUCCUUGUAAUCUACAAGUAUUGAGGUUCCAGGAUGGAACAAGAGGUGAUAGAAGCAGAGAUGAUCUUACCUACCCACCUACGUUUUAAGAAGAUUCAGAUGCACGAGAAGUACCCAAAAGGGCAAGCUAGAGGGAGGCACUGGAAACACCUCAAGCAGAUCAUACAAGCUGAAAAUUACCAAAAUUAUCCCGCUGAUGAACCAAACUAUGUUAAUAUCGAAACACCACCCUCGAUGCACCCUCGGAAGCACAUUUGUGAUAUAACUGGAUUUGAGGCACCUUAUAGUGACCCAAGAACCCAUCUGCGAUAUGCAAACACAGAAGUCUUCAAACUCAUCAGAUCGCUUCCUAACGAGUAUGUGCAAAGAUAUCUUGCUCUUCGAAAUGCAGCAGUGGUUCUCAAAUAAUCUUCUCUACUCGUUGAGUUCGUCCCUUUUAUUUCAAACUCUGAAUUUGAUUGGAAGAUAACUCCAAGGAGGACGGGAAGUCGGUUUUGUUAGUCUCUACUUACUCUAAUUUCGUCACUAGACGUAAAUGACAUAUAUAACCUUUUGAAGAAAAACAUGUAUACGAUUGCUACUAACCCGAGACCUGGUGAUGGAAAAGUUUAAUCCUACAAGACUCGAAUAUAAAUCGUUCCAAGUUUCCGAUCAA